CCGCUCCCGCCCCCCCUGUGCAUCCCCACUGCGGCCAUGGCACUGUACACCGUGACAGAGCAGGAUCUUUAUAGUGACCUGGAGGACAUCGUCGCUGAUGUCGUGGUUCACUGCAGAGAAGAGCACAUGUAUUAUCACCUUUUCUCCAAGAUCUUUAACUUUCUCAACCAUGCAUCACCCGGUCGACUUUCCACGGCGCCGCAAAGACGAUGGGGAGAGUACAAGAAGAAACCUAGUCCAGAUGCCCAUUCUCAAGACACUUCUUCCGAUUCCAGGCGCGUAACCAGAUCGGUUGCCGCUUCUGCUGCUGAAGGCAGCGCCCAGAGGAUGAUCUUGGAUGAGAUGGACCUGGAUGAUGAAGAGGAAGAAGAUGCUGCCAACACUAGCUACAGUACCUCCAGUAACGCACGCGAACCCACCGACGACGAGGGGUCCUUGGUCAGAUACAGGACUCCGGAUUUCUCUGUCUUCCGACACAGAAACGGCUUUAUCGGCCCUGUCUGUGCGUGCGAAGUCAAGCCGGCUCUCUAUAAAGGUGCAGAGGACUCCAACAUGCUUGAAGGGUUACCCCGCGACCACGUCGAUCCCGGUUAUCAGAAACAAGCGAUGUUGACAAUCAACGGCACCAGGACCCAAGCCAACGCUCAGCUUCAGUGUAUCUUUAGCGAAUGCACGGAACUACAGACGCUCAAGUUCAUUUUCACGUGCGGGUUCUACUUUAUGGUGGUUGACGUCACCCGUCCAACCGACAACAACGAGGCGAUACCAGGUGAAUUCACAGAUAUCAACCAGGUCCAUUUCCUCUUCGCCAAAGGUCCGCUGCUCAAGCGUCGACUCGUCCUCAACCCCGUGCUGGUAGACCUGUGGCGUAAUUUCCCUUAAGCGAGGCCUUCGAGGUGCGACGGUGAGGAGUGGAUAGUUCACCGUUAUGAUACACUUUGUGAAUGAU
Molecule: messenger RNA, 949 nt
Organism: Coprinopsis cinerea okayama7#130
Lineage: Eukaryota; Fungi; Basidiomycota; Agaricomycetes; Agaricales; Psathyrellaceae
Exons: 3
Coding region: 37-882 (281 amino acids)
Source: RefSeq, a predicted model, not a curated record